Daldinia caldariorum is the source of this 2710-nucleotide messenger RNA. Its product is annotated as pre-mRNA-splicing factor ATP-dependent RNA helicase PRP43. The transcript has a single exon. Gene Ontology annotation, molecular function: ATP binding; RNA binding. Gene Ontology annotation, cellular component: intracellular anatomical structure; catalytic step 2 spliceosome. The record is from RefSeq and is a predicted model, not a curated record. NCBI's taxonomy places the organism in Eukaryota, Fungi, Ascomycota, Sordariomycetes, Xylariales, Hypoxylaceae. Bases 63 to 2336 code for a protein of 757 amino acids.
AAACUUUUUAGUGAGAAAAAGGUCUACAGCUUUGUUCUCAAUCUUAGCAACAAAACCUCAAAAUGGCCGACGAUGAACAUAAACCCAAGAGACGCAAAACUAAGGCUACGAAUGAUGCUUCAGUGGUCAAAAUUGGAAAUAAAACUAUAUCUCUGAGUGCCUAUCUCGCACCUGAGAAGAAGCCAUUAGAGAAACCGCCAUCAGUUCAGGAGCCAGUUACAACUCAAGAACCACAGCAAGAUGUUAUUAACGAACCUAAUCCACAAACUGGAAAAUCACACCCCCCUAAGCGGUCCACGAGCAGCAAUGGUGACCCUUCAUUACUAAAAUCCCGCAAGGCCUUACCAAUAUGGGCUCAUCAGAGCGAAAUUAAGGCCCGGCUGCGAGGUGAUAAUGAUAUGCUACUCAUUGUGGGUGAGACUGGUUCGGGCAAGAGUACGCAAGUUCCCCAGUUUCUUUGUGAUGAGCCCUGGUGUCGAAGAAAAAAAGUCAAAGUGCAAUCCGACAUGGUAAACGUCGGUGGAAUGAUUGCUAUAACCCAACCUCGACGGGUUGCUGCGACAACUCUAGCUAAUAGGGUUUCUCGUGAGAUGGGAACGCCUCUGGGAGCAUCACGCGAGGGUUCUGUCGGAUACUCUGUUCGAUUCGAUCAUAAUGUCCCAAAGGGUACUAAGAUAAAGUUUCUUACAGAAGGUAUGCUACUGCAGGAGCUCUUGCGAGAUCCAAACCUACGUCAGUAUAGCGCCGUAAUCGUCGAUGAAAUUCACGAAAGGAGCGUUGACGUAGACUUGAUCGCUGGAUUUUUGAAGCAGAUACUGUCAGGAGAUAAAACCGGAAGGGGAGGUAUACCCUUGAAAGUUGUCAUCAUGAGCGCCACAGCGGACGUAGAGAAAAUCCAAACUUUCUUUGCGCCGCAUGACUCGAGUCGUGCUGUUCCGCUCCUCCAAAUCAAAGGAAGGCAAUACCCUGUGGAGAUCAAGCAUACGAGUAGGCCUGUCACAGACAUUCAAGAGGCUCUUCUGAAGCAAAUAUUCGAUAUCCAUUUACACGAACCAUUACCUGGCGAUAUCCUAGCUUUCCUGACUGGUCAAGAGGAAAUUGAGUCUGCUCAGCGUCUUAUCGAGGAGCACUGCGAGACUUUGGCUUCAGAUGUACCGAAGCUAUUAGUCUGUCCCCUGUAUGGCCAGCUCUCAAUUCAGGCGCAGCAGAACGCAUUUUUACCCGCCAAGAAGGGCUUUACGCGGAAAGUAGUCUUAGCAACUAAUAUUGCUGAAACAUCCGUCACCGUACCAGGUGUGCGUUAUGUGAUAGAUUGCGGAAAAGCUAAAGUUAAACAAUUCCGUUCACAAUUGGGAAUGGAAUCAUUAUUGGCAAAAGCAAUUUCAAAAUCAUCAGCGAUACAACGGACUGGCCGAGCCGGGCGUGAAGGCCCCGGCAAAUGCUAUAGACUCUACACAUCAGCAACAUACGACUCGCUCAAAGAGGCCGAUCUACCAGAAAUUUUGCGCAAUGACGUUCUAGGUGCCGUCUUAACAAUGAAGGCACGCGGUAUCAAUGAUAUUCUCUCGUUUCCGUUAAUGGACUUUCCUGAUAUCGAGUCAGUGGAAAAGGCCUUGAUACAUCUCCAUUUCCUGGGUGCACUUGCAGAUGACGGCACUAUCACGGAAAUCGGGCGGAAGCUAGCUCUUUUCCCAGUUUCUGCGCCCUAUGGGAGAGUGCUUCUUGCGGCAAGCGAGCCCCAAUAUGACUGUCUCCUCGAAGUCAUUGAUAUUAUUUCCUGCAUCACUUCCGGGGAGAAUAUCUUUCACCAGUUGCAGUCCGAGGAAGCAAGAGAAGAAGUUGAAGAAUAUCGCAAAGAAUUAUAUCGAAGAGAAGGCGAUAUUCUUACGUAUUUGACUACUAUGCAACGGUAUGCGGCGGAGAAUACUGAUCGAAUUGAGUGGUGUAAGAGGCGCAAAGUAAAUAUUCGGAACAUGAAACAAGCUCUUAACAUUCGAAAGCAACUUCGAGGUAUAUGCUUAAAGGAGAAAUUGCUUACAGAGACACCACCACCAGAUCCCCAACCGUUUGUACCGAUGUCUCCUGAAAGGGCAACAUUGCUAUUAAAGUGUUUCAUGAAAGGCUUUGGCACGAAAUGUGCCCUUUUAGCUCCAGAUUCGAGUUAUGUUACAAUCCAAGGGAAGCAUGUCGUUGCCAUCCACCCAUCCAGUGUUCUACAUGGCCAGAAACGGGAGGCUAUAAUGUUCUUGGAGCACGUGUUUACACAGAGGAGUUAUGUUAAGAAGGUCAGCACUGUUCAAGCAGACUGGAUCGUCGAAGCCAUGGAACGCAGUUGAUAUUCUACACCAUAUAGGAUAAAACACGAUGAUUCCCCAAUUUUACCACAAGCAUACGGUAAUGACCAUCUACAAAUAGCAUUGUGGGAAACACCUGGACUCGAAUAGUAGAUGAUUUUCAAGACGAUUACCUUUGUUGAGUCUAGAGCCAGUUUAGUAUGAACAGCAAUAGUUCAGUGAGACCUACAAUUAUCAUUUACAAAGUCAGAUCAUAGGGUUACUUUAUCAUCAGAACCGUGUAUGCAAUAUUUUUUAAAUUGUAUGUGGCUCAUUCAAAGCUGGAUAGUAUCGGGCAGUCAGGACAAAGCAAUCCUUUUUCUUUCUUUUCCCUUUUCCCCUCCUUCCUAAUACCGAAAGAUCGGAAAUAAGGGAGC